Molecule: messenger RNA, 4796 nt
Organism: Ostrea edulis (European flat oyster)
Lineage: Eukaryota; Metazoa; Mollusca; Bivalvia; Ostreida; Ostreidae
Product: girdin-like
Exons: 1
Coding region: 181-3381 (1066 amino acids)
Source: RefSeq, a predicted model, not a curated record
AUUUACCACCAAAACCAAAAUCAAUGAACAAGGUAUUUGAGCUCAUAGAUUACAGCCAGUAGCACACAAUUCCGUUUUCAAUAGCCUCGAUAAGUGUUUGACAUCAGACAUGCCUUGAUUUUAGUGAGAAUUCCAGUAGAAGGAGACCAGUUGGCCAGUGAACUUUGGACACGGAGCAAGAUGGAACCCUAUUCUAACAUUGGGGCAGGAUAUUUUAGCCCAAGGAGUUCUCAAAAUCGCAUAGGAAUGCCAGAUUCACUGACUAUCUCUUCAGGAGUGUUUCCUGAUGAGGACAGUGGGUUUAACUCCAGUUUCAGCUUAAGCCGUCUCCCACAGUCUGAGGAUUUUUCACUUUCACCGAGAUCACCCAUGGUUUCUCCAGGAGCUAUUGUGAGAUCCAGGUCUCUAUCCAGACUUAGUGGACCUUUAGUUACACAGGAGGUGACACCAUUCACGCAUAACCCAUACAGAGUGGAUCGAUCUCUCAGAAAUCUUAAAGGUAACCUGGAGGAUAGUGAAAACAGACGACAUGUUCUUGUGCAUAAACUUAGAGAAGCUCAAAGCACACUGGAAUUACAAAGUCAGAGAUUAUCAAAGAUUGAAAAUGCUGCCAAGGGAAACACAUUUCUAUUAGAAGAUUUAAAACAGAAGGAAAAAGACUAUAGGAAAACAAUUGAUUCCUUACAGCUGUCAGAACAAGAAAAGGAUAUCCUGAAAUUUGAAAACAUGAAGUUGAGACAAGAAAUGCAAGACAGAAUUGAUAAACUUGACUUUGCUUUACGAUCCCUCCAAGCCCAACAUCAAGCAGCUGAAAAAGACAAUCAAAAGCGUGUAAUUUUACUUGAUCAGUCCUCACAAGCUUUAAAUAUGUUAGAAACUGAGAAUGAUAAACUGAAACUUGACCACCACAACAUGAAUAAAGAAAUGGCCAUAGCUAGAGAAGCCAUUGAGUUGGCACGAUCGAAGUUUGAACCUAUGGAAGAAGAGAAUCGAGACCUUAGGUCUGAAAAUGCCACCCUAAAGGCUGAGAAUGCAGAUUUAUCCAAGAAGACCUCAGAAUUAACUGGCCAAUUAAUGGAAUUAAGGAAGCUCAUACAAUCAAUGAAAGAUGAGAAUGAAAAAUUGGCAAGUUCUUGGAAAUCUUUAUCUGAGGAGAGGCAGAGAUUGGUGAAACAAGCCGAGGCUUCAUCAGAAAAGGCAGCAGAACUAAAAACCAAAGCCAAUGCAGUUUCUACAGAAAAAGACAGGCUAUUCCAAGAAAAAAUGGAGCUGAACAAUCGAUGUCAGCAGCUGAUGAUUAAUAAGGAGGAGCUAAAUCAGAUGAAAAUGGCACAAGAAGAUCAGAUUACUGAUUUGGAGGCUGACUUGGACAGGCUAAAAAAGACUAUAAAGAAAAUGGAAGAAGACAAAAUAGUACUCCAAGAAGAGGCUUCUGAUUUGAGAAGGAUGAGUGAUGGGUUAUCAGCUGAACUUAACUCAGUCCGUAAUUUCUAUGAAAAAGCCCUGGAACAAAUAAAUACAUUAGAAACUGACAAAAGAGCACAACAGCAACAGGGUGAUUUCAGAAACCAAGAACAGAAUCGUUUAAAAGGCGAAAUAGAGAGACUUAACAAGCAACUUUUGAAUAAAUCCAAAGAGUUGAAGAAAGAAAAAGAAGAUAUGGAUGAGUUAAUUUCCAAACUAAAAGAUGAGCUUCGUAAUCAAAAAGAUGACAACUUUUUGUUGGAAAACAAAGUAGAAGAAUUGUCAGCGAAGUUAAACAAAGCCAAUGACAACAUGAAGUAUGCAGCCACCACUAGCCAAGAAGAGCUUGACACUUGGAAAGAUACAUGUGACCGGUUAACUGCUUCUGUCAGUCGCAAGGAAGCAGAGGUGCAGUCUCUCUCUGAGAAAUGUCUCGAUUUGGAGGAUCUGACAGCCAAACUUCAGUCUGAAAACCGUCUGCUAAAGGAAGAUAAUGAGACUCUGACCGAACAGCAGGAAGAUAUUAACAAACUAAAGGGAGAGAAUAGAAAAAUGAUCCAAGAAAAGGCUGAGAAUGAGCAGAUGAUCAAGUUACUGGAAACUCAAAAAGAAGUUCUAACAAAGAGCUCAGAAUCCCAGUUAACAAAGCUGCACGAUAUUGAACAACUCACUGCUAGAGUUGAUCAGCUCAGAAAUGAGAAUGAACACCUGAGAGCCAGAGUCUUGGAAUUGGAGAAUGUUAGAGACAAUUUGGUAAAACAGAAAGAAGAGCUGCUGGCAAAUACUGAACUCAUUUACAAGAAUCCUAAGCUUGAAGAACUGCAGAGUAGAGUAGAUGAACUGCAAGAGGCUAAUAGACAGCUGAGAGACAUCAAUGACUCGGUCAACAAUAGAUGCCAAACACUAGAAGAGGCCAACAGCGAACUCAAGGAAGCUGUUGGUGGUGAUGGCACUGUUGUUCCUAAGUAUAGUCUGCUAAAACUUCAGGAAGAGCGGGACCGUAUGGCAGAUGAUAUUGACCACAUCAGGCAACAAUAUGACGAUUUGCAAGAUGAACAUGAAAAAUAUAUGAAUAAAUAUGGUCCUGAUGGUGAGGAGCAACAGCAAGUCUACUUGCUGGAGAGAGAAAAGGAAAACCUUGAGAAACAAGUGGCUCUUAUCAAUGGUCAGCUACUUCUGGUUGAAAGCAGUAAAAAGAGACUGGAUGAAGUUGUGGAAGACUUACAGCACGAAAUCGUUCAUCUGAGGAAAGAGUUGGAAGAAGCCGAGAAACAGCCAGUUUCUGGUCCAGAUAUGAGUGAGCUUCAGGCAGAAUUAGAAGACCUUCGCAACGAACUGACCCGCAACCAAAAGGACAAGAUGAAGCAAGAAAAUAUGGUUCGCUCUUUGAAAGAGGAACUUGAAGAGGAGAGAACAAAAAAGCCCACGCAGAUCAGGGAAUCACUUGAUGACGUUGGAACUGAAUUAACCUCUAUGAGGGGGGAACUGCAUAAACUAGUGGGUGAAAUUGAAAGAAAAGAACAGACUAUUUCUACACUGGAAAACCAGCUCAGACAAUCAAAGGAAAAAAUUGAGGACAAAGAUAAAAAGAUACAAGGAUUGAAAUCAGGAAAUGGACAACACACUACCCACAGCUUGGACGAGACUCAACCAAAAACGAGAAUCGAUGGACUCCGAAAAUCUGACUCAGUUGGACGAGCACAGAGCUUAACUGAGAAAGGAACUGGUGAUCGAUUGCAGUCUCUGAUUUCCAAAUACAGAAACUAUGGUGAACAAUCAACACCACAUCAUGAACGCAAAAUUAAGCCCCUACCUCUCAUCAGCAACAGUGGAAGCAAGAUGGGACUUGUGACACGUGGAAAAAGUUUUGGUCCAGCUGCACCAAAGAAUGAAGAUAGAACCAAAAAGAGCACGUGAAGCAUUGACAAUGGUGAAUAUGUUUUGUCUGGGAGCCCUCGUCCAAAGAUGUGUUUUACAUUUUCUUCUUUGUACCUUUUAAUCAGCUAAAAGCAGAAAAAUUCACAAUGUGCAUGUUUUUAGACUAUGAUUACUACCCUUUGUACAAUUGUAAAAUGUAUAGCAUAACUUAAAGAUUAAUGUCAUAUUAUCUUAUCAAUAUAUGCCACUUUAAUUAGCCACUUUAAUUAUUUCAUCAAAUCAAAAUACCAAUAUAAAUAGCAAUACAAAUCUGUGAUAUUCCUUUCUUUUAUGGGUUUUUUUUCUUUUAAUUCUGUGAUACAAAUUUUGUUUUAUUUUAUAUAAACAAAUAUAAGAGAUUUUUAUAUUUUACAUACAGUGAUACAAAUUAGUGAUUCUAGAUUAUAUAAACAUAUGUAUAUAAAUAUAUAUAAGACAUAUUUUUGUUUCUGUUCCAGAAUUUAUAUUCAUGUUUAAUUUAUUUUUGUAAACUAGAUUAUUCAGUGUUAUAUAUCGGCCAUAGAAAUAUUGUAACAGCAAAAAAACAUAUUCCUAGGUAAAAAGUUUACUGUGAAUUUUAUAAUGUAUGCAUGUGCACGAUAUAAAUGCGAGAUACUACAUACAGGGUAGUAUUUAUGCUAGCUUACAGAUUUCUCUGACUUAAAAAAUCAGGUGCUAGAAAAGUUAACAGCAACUGUCAAAAGUAAAAAAUUACAGUAUGCUGUGUUUGUUCAAAUAUUGAUAUUUUCAUUUAAGUUUGGGACCAAUUAUAAGAUUACACACUACAGUAUUAGCUAAAAAAAAUAUUUCUAGUGUUUCUUCUCAAUACUGUUUAUAUUUAUUGAUAAAAUUUAUCAUCAUAUAUAUAUGCUUUGUCUUCAAUUAUUUUUACGAUUAUUGUAUAGCAAGAAGUAAAUUUUCCCUUAUAAAAUCAUUUAUGCAGAUAUAUAUAUAUAUAUAUAUAUGUAUACAGUAUUAAAAUUCAUGUAAUUUAAUCCAACAACACAACAUUAGAUUGUAUGAUUUCUACGUGUAUUCAAGACUUAGUGUUUUCAAUGUGUUCUGCCAACACAUUUUUUCUAAUGGUGCAACAAACAAUUCUUUUUCAACAAAUGGGGUGUCUACAGAGUGAAGUCGUUAUCAACUGAACGGAGGAAUUCUCUGACACUUCAAAUCCCCUUCGGAGUUGUCUAUGGAUGAUGUAAAGUGCUUGAAAAAGUUUCAUGUUUAGUGAAGAGUUUAAACAAACAAAGUGAAGUCAUUUACCACAGAAGACAUUUCUAGUUCAGAAAGAUCGAUUUGACUGUUCUCGGGGAAAGAUAAGAGUUUGCAGACUUUAUCCUGCGUGAUUUGACUUGUGAAAUACUUUUGUAUUCUACAACAUGCUCAAUAAAUUUCUACUUUGUUAACAAGAA